Molecule: messenger RNA, 2090 nt
Organism: Morone saxatilis (striped sea-bass)
Lineage: Eukaryota; Metazoa; Chordata; Actinopteri; Moronidae
Product: glycerol-3-phosphate dehydrogenase [NAD(+)], cytoplasmic
Exons: 8
Coding region: 68-1123 (351 amino acids)
Biological process (GO): glycerol-3-phosphate catabolic process; carbohydrate metabolic process
Cellular component (GO): cytosol; glycerol-3-phosphate dehydrogenase (FAD) complex
Molecular function (GO): protein homodimerization activity; glycerol-3-phosphate dehydrogenase [NAD(P)+] activity; NAD binding
Source: RefSeq, a predicted model, not a curated record
UACUGCGGCUCCACAGCGGCAAGUCAGCGUCCGUCCACCUCCACCUCUCAUCGGCUUCACCUUCGCAAUGGCAGCUCCGAAGAAAGUCUGCAUCAUUGGCUCUGGGAACUGGGGCUCUGCCAUCGCCAAGAUAGUGGGUGCCAACACCGCUCAGAAUCCAAAAUUUGACGACAUCGUGAACAUGUGGGUGUUUGAGGAGAUGGUGAAUGGCCGAAAACUGACUGAAAUAAUCAACACUGACCAUGAAAAUGUGAAGUAUCUCCCCGGGCACAAGCUACCAGCUAAUGUGCUGGCCGUCCCCGACCUGGUGGAGGCGUCCACGGAUGCGGACAUUCUGGUGUUCGUGAUCCCGCACCAGUUCGUUGGGAAAGUGUGCGACACCAUUAAAGGCAAAAUAAAGACCGAUGCGGUCGGGAUAUCGCUCAUCAAGGGUGUCGACGAGGGGCCCGACGGACUUAAACUCAUCUCUGAUGUGAUCCAGGAGAAGCUGGGUAUCACCAUGAGUGUGCUGAUGGGGGCCAACAUUGCCAAUGAGGUUGCUGAUGAGAAGUUUUGUGAGACCACCAUUGGGUGUAAGAAUAAAAACCACGGGGCACUCCUGAAGGAACUCAUGCAGACCAACAACUUCAGAGUCACUGUCGUAGAAGAGUACGAUGUGGUGGAAAUCUGUGGAGCCCUGAAGAACAUUGUUGCAGUUGGGGCAGGUUUCUGUGACGGUCUGGGCUUCGGGGACAACACGAAGGCAGCGGUGAUCAGGUUGGGCCUGAUGGAGAUGAUUGCCUUCGCCCGGAUUUUCUGCACCGCCGGGCCCGUGUCCUCCGCGACCUUCCUGGAGAGCUGCGGCGUGGCCGACCUCAUCACGACCUGCUACGGCGGCCGCAACCGCAAAGUAGCCGAAGCCUUUGUGAAGACGGGGAAGUCCAUUGAGGAGCUGGAGAAAGAGAUGCUGAAUGGUCAGAAGCUGCAGGGACCAGCAACAGCAGCUGAGGUCUAUCUCAUCCUCAAGCACAAAAACCUCAUUGAAAAGUUCCCACUGUUCAAUGCUGUGUAUCAGAUCUGCUAUCAGGGCCAUCCAGUCACAGAGUUCAUAAGCUGCUUGCAGAACCACCCAGAGCACAUGUAAAAAAAACAGCAAACUGACCAAGUGCCUUCUGAAUGAAGAACUUUUCAUCCGUUACCUGUCAGAAAUGGAUCGGGGCUGAGCAGUCACUCCACAGCUGUCAUGCAACUAAAAGUCUCCAGCCAGCGAGUGGAGAAGGUUGCAUCACAUUUGUGUGUUCGGUUCGUGUUCGGUUCCUGUUCGGCCACUUUUUGUCCUUAGCAUUUUAAAAAAUGCCAGAAAUUGAAAGUUAAUUGUUUGUGGGGAUUUAUUUCCCCACGUCCUGGUCAGAUAGCUCUUUUUGCCUGAGAUUUGUUUUUGUUUUUCGAGCCAGAUGAAAUCACAAUGCAUGGUGUCGCUUUCUAGACAGCAGCCAAAUAAAAAUAAAACACUAAUACAGGAAUCCAGACUUUACGUCAGUAUAAUUUAUAAUUCGAUACGAAUUUUAGAAAACAUUUAGUUUUAUUUGACUGCUGUUCAGUUACUAACAUGUUUGUACAAUGUUUAUAUGACACAUAAUGCGUUCAGAUUUUGACGGGGCCAACCACUCAGGACAAAGACCUACUGACGGCCUUCUGUAGAGGGAAUUAUAGUAAUCUAACAUUUAUGUUGCCGUCCAGUGAAUGCCUGUCCUUCACCACAAGUUGUUUUUUAAUUAUAGAUGUAAUACCUCAUUUUCUUUACGUCUUUGUAUUCUCUAAAGUGUCUUACGUAAUUCACUAUAAUAUUCCCUGUCUUGUACUGUAUAUUCAACAUACUGUCGAACGCACAGCAACUGUUUUUAACAUAUAAAUGCAAGUGCCUUAGAUUGCACGGUUGCUAUGUCUUGGCCAUUUGUAGUCUUUUAUUUUUUUUUUUUGUCAAACCAAAGACUUAACAACGUCCGUCCACUAUGCCAUUUGUUAUCGUGACUGCCUGACUUUGUUUCCAGUGUUAUGGCUGAUGUGUUUUUGGAAAUUAUGUCUGUGAAUAAAUUAAUUCAGUCAUCAAA